AUGAAGGGGAACAAAAUUAUGGAGUUCAUGGAGCAUAAACUUCCUAACUGGGAGUUUUAUUCUAGUUUGGUUACUGAAGGUAGACUUUUGAUAGUUUGGAGGAAGGUUUUUGUGAGGGUUACAGUGCUAGAGGAGUCUAAUCAGUAUGUUCAUUGUUUGGUCAAGAUGGCUAGUCAGAGGCAAGCUUUUUGUGUUACAUUUCUCUAUGGGCUCAAUACGAUAGAGGGAAGGAGGAGUUUAUGGAAAGGGUUACAAAGGAUAUCGUUCUAUGUUAAAGCUUGGAUCAUCUUAGGGGAUUUCAAUGCCCCUUUCUCUGAUACUCAUGUUAAGUCUCUUAAGAGUAUUGGUUCCUACUUCACUUGGAAAAAUAACCAAGAAGGUCCAGCUAGAAUCUAUUCUAAAAUUGACCAUGUGUUCAUGAAUGAGGAUUGGCUUGAUAUCUUUCCUCAUUCUACUAUUGUGUUUAGAUGGGAAGUAGUUUCGGAUCAUUGCUCUUGUGUUGUUACUAUCAUGCCUAUGGAGAAGAUGGGUAUCAAACUGUUUAGGUUUUAUAAUUUUUGGAUAGACCAUCAUGAUUUCAAAGAGGUGGAUAUGAAUAGUUGGAGGAUUCCUAUUAAGGCAACUGGUUUAAGGGCUAUCUACUUGAAGACAAUGAGGCUGAAGCAUAGAUUAAAAAAAUUUAACAGAGAUAACAUUGGUGAAAUUGGUCUGAACUAUCACAAGGCUAAGGAGACUUACCAGGAAGCUCAACUUCAAGCACAAUCUCAUCCUCGAGACUAUAGUUUUCAAGAGGUAGUGAAAGUAGAUGCUGAAGCUUUUACUAUUCAGGAGCAUAUGUACCAUAGUUUCUUAGCUCAAAGAAGUAAAAUUACUUGGUUAAGGAAGGGAGAUAUGAAUACAUCUUUUUUCCAUGCUUGUUUGAAAAAGCGCAGAGUUGAAAAUGGUAUUGCAACCUAUAUUACUGAUCAAGGCAGAUUGAUAGAUAACUUUCAUGAUGUAGUCUCUCACUUUGUAGAGCAUUUUAGAAGCUAUUUGGGUAGUCUGAGUUCUGCUACAGGCAGGAUAUUGAUUUACAUUGUAUUGAGAUGGGAUAUUGGGGAUGAAGUUUGUUCAGCAAUUGGUCAGUGUUUUGACACAGGGAAUUUUCCUUCUGAGCUUCAUGAAACUACUUUGUCGUUGGUCCCUAAAGUUGCUAAUCCAUCUCGGGCUAUAGACUACAGACCUAUAGCUUAUUGUUCUACAUUAUACAAGUGUAUUGCCAAGCUUUUAUGUUCGCGUAUGGCUUUAGUUUUUCCUGAUCUCAUUCAGCCGAACCAGGGAGCCUUUAUUAGGGGUCGUUCUAUUGCUCAUAACAUCAUGAUAUUUCAGGAUCUUAUCAAGAACUAUGGGAGGACCUAUACUUCGCCUGGAUGUGCUAUUAAGAUAGAUUAA
Humulus lupulus (European hop) is the source of this 1431-nucleotide messenger RNA. RefSeq lists its product as uncharacterized. The record is from RefSeq and is a predicted model, not a curated record. The coding region runs from base 1 to 1431 and encodes 476 amino acids. The transcript is spliced from 3 exons. NCBI's taxonomy places the organism in Eukaryota, Viridiplantae, Streptophyta, Magnoliopsida, Rosales, Cannabaceae.